UUUUCCAUUUUUCGCAAUUUCAGAUUCAGCGUUCCAGAGGCUGCACCUUUCACCGCCGUUCUCAAAUUCGCAGCCGAGGAAUUCAAAGUGCCUCCCCAGACCAGCGCCAUCAUCACCAAUGAUGUUGUUGGGAUAAAUCCUCAGCAAAGUGCAGGUAAUAUCUUCCUUAAGCAUGGUUCAGAACUACGUCUGAUUCCUCGUCAUAGGGUCGGUGCAGCUGGGGUUUAACGGGACGUUUGAUUAUUGGCUAAUUAAUUAUCUUCUUCAUUAUUUUUCUGGACGAGUGUAUCUAUAACUAUUAAUAAAUGGAAUUAUCUUAUUUAGUGUAUAUA
Glycine soja is the source of this 332-nucleotide messenger RNA. RefSeq names its product ubiquitin-fold modifier 1-like. Gene Ontology annotation, biological process: protein K69-linked ufmylation. Lineage: Eukaryota; Viridiplantae; Streptophyta; Magnoliopsida; Fabales; Fabaceae. The record is from RefSeq and is a predicted model, not a curated record. The annotation marks the transcript as partial. The transcript is spliced from 3 exons. Gene Ontology annotation, cellular component: nucleus; cytoplasm.